UCCAUUAAUAACCUAAUCGUCGAAAAGAGCAUUGUUUUACUACUAUUUAGUUUUUACAAUACAAAUCCAAACACUCUUCUUGAUCCUCCCAACACCAAAAAUGGCUGCAAACCUUGCAAUAAUCAUGGUAACAAUCCUAUUCCUAGUCAUUCAUCCUCAAACCACUCCCACCACGGCUGCUACAAACGUCGUGAAAACUGAGGUUUUCCGGUCCCCGGAGAUGGUGAUGGAGCCUGGAUUAGUCUCGAACAAGGACUACUUCAACGUCGAAUUCCCACGUGGACACAUUGGGCUGAAGAGCUUCAGUGCGGAGUUAGUCGAUGAGAGAGGGAAUCCGGUGCCUCUCCAUGAAGUUUAUCUCCAUCACUGGGUUCUCAACCGAUACUUUGCUCGGAAAAACAGUAGCGGAGUUGAUGAUCUGAGCAUCGUCAGAAACAGUGGGAUUUGUGGGAAUAGAUUGACGCAGUAUUUUGGUGUGGGAGCAGAAACGCGGAGAACAUCAACUUAUAUUCCUCACCCCUACGCAAUUCAAGUCGGAGAUCCGGCCACUAUCCCGGAAGGGCAUGAGGAAGGGUGGGUGCUGAAUGUGCACGCCAUUGACACGCGAGGCGCAGAUGAUAAAAUGGGAUGCACGGAGUGCAGGUGUGAUCUUUACGGUUUUUCUGAAGCCGGAGGUGGAUUACACUGUUGUCCUGAUGAUGGUAGAUGCAGACUCAAACAAGGAUUUCGUGGCGAAAAUAAGAGAAUUUAUUUGAGGUAUAUUGUGAAAUAUGUGGAGUGGGAUUCAUCUUCAAUUAUACCCGUUGAUAUUUAUAUUCUCGACGUCACUGAUGUUUGGACAAAGGCUGAUCAAUCCAAAGGAAUCAGAGCUACUCACCAUUGUAAGGUUGAAUAUGGAGUUGAAUCUUGUGGUGCUGGAGUUGAGAAAGAUAGCUGCGUUGAUACCAAAAGUGUGAGUUUUAGUUUUCCGGUUGAUGGAGAAGUGGUGUAUGGGGUUGGACACCAACAUGCCGGGGGUGUUGGCACCACACUAUAUGGCCAGGGAGGAAGAACCAUAUGCUCAUCGAAGCCAAUAUACGGGGAAGGGAAUGAAGCUGGAAACGAGGCUGGUUUUGUUGUGGGGAUGUCCACGUGUUACCCGGCUGCACCAGUCAAGAUUUUGGCGGGAGAGACACUCACUCUUGUAUCAAACUAUAGCAGCGUUGAAAGCCAUACCGGAGUCAUGGCCUUGUUUUACCUCUUACUUGCUCACUCUUAUCCUAAGCCUCUUCCAACUUUGGCGUCUAAGUUUACGAUGGUGCCCGAAUUUGUUUGGCCAGUUGCGCUUUUGGGACUAGUUGGCAUUGUAGUCGUUGUCGCGUGGAAGGGUAGAAUUGGAAACUCAGAAGGUUAUGAAGCUAUACCAUGAGCUUGCGAUUAAUAUCUAAUUAAGUUGCAUCAUUAAUUUUGUGGACCUAAUGUAUGGGCUAGCUUCUCUUGUAUUAAAUAAAUUAUAGAUGUUCUAGCUCGUGUAUAGGGGUACACAUACUGGUAAUGAAUUAAGUUUAAAAUAAGAUAAUACCCCAUAUGAAUAUUAAUUGAUAGUAUAGAUUGUGAGGUC
This is a messenger RNA of Salvia hispanica, 1600 nucleotides long. RefSeq lists its product as uncharacterized. Lineage: Eukaryota; Viridiplantae; Streptophyta; Magnoliopsida; Lamiales; Lamiaceae. The record is from RefSeq and is a predicted model, not a curated record.